Molecule: messenger RNA, 1526 nt
Organism: Asparagus officinalis (garden asparagus)
Lineage: Eukaryota; Viridiplantae; Streptophyta; Magnoliopsida; Asparagales; Asparagaceae
Product: seven transmembrane protein 1-like
Exons: 12
Coding region: 152-1294 (380 amino acids)
Source: RefSeq, a predicted model, not a curated record
CUAGAUAGGUCUAGAAAUUCAAAAUUAAGUGGCACGAGUGCCCUUAUCAUUAGUAGUCGUGCCAUUUAAAUGCCUCGUAGACUGUGAUUCUCGAAUUCCCCUUCUGCCCUCAUAAAUUUGGUUUAUACACUCUCAACCGAGUUGAAAAAGAAUGGAAUUCCGAGAUACCACCUUCAACAAGCUUCUCCAAAACCAAAUUACACCAGACGGAAUGGCUCCUUGCGUCAAUGGUUGCGUGAGAUGGGUUGAGGUGUACUUUAAAGACUGCGUCUGCGACCUCAGCAGUGGGAUUUCAUUUGGGCUGGGCCUUCUGAGCCUCUCGUGCUGGGCCAUCGCUGAGAUCCCGCAGAUCAUCACCAAUUUCCAAACCAAGUCUGGCCAUGGAGUCUCCCUAUGUUUCCUCCUCACUUGGGUCACUGGUGAUGUGUUUAACUUGGUGGGUUGCGUUCUUGAACCAGCCACUCUACCAACACAAUUUUAUUCAGCCGUGUUGUACGCGGUUACCACUCUGGUGUUAGUGGUGCAAACUAUUUACUACGAUGAUUGCUUCACCAGAUGGUGGAAGCAUAGAGGCUAUGGGCCCACAUUAGAGGUUGAUGAAGAAAGGAAGCCUUUAAACCCAGAUAAAUAUGGCCCUACCAUGCCAAUAUCUGCUACUGUGUCAACUGCAACCUCACCACAGAUGGAUGUUCAUUACACGUCAGCAACGUCUCUUGCCAACAGUGGUAGCUCUCCUUAUGGGGGAGCUUCAUACCUGAGAGUGGCGAGGAGCGGUCCAUCAGACUUUGGUGCAGCCCUUCAGGAUUUAGAGGAGGAGGAGCAUGAGCAUGAGCAUGAGCACAAGAUCAAUAUUACCAGGCCUAAGAGGAUAGCCUCACACUCGGUAGGCUAUGGAACCUUUGUCCUUGGUUUUGCAUGUUUGCCAUUUCAAGCUAAAGCUCUGAUACAGAUGGAUCUAUAUGGAAAAUAUAUUAUACAGGAAACAAUAAUGAAUGGCUUGGAAGCUAAUACUUAUGGGAUGAUUUUAGGAUGGAUUAUGGCAGCAAUAUAUAUGGGAGGUCGUUUACCUCAAAUAUACUUAAAUAUUAAGCGUGGGAAUGUUGAGGGUUUGAAUCCUCUUAUGUUCAUUUUCGCUCUCAUUGCAAAUGCAACUUAUGUUGGAAGCAUUCUUGUGAGGAGCGUGCGAUGGGACAGGUUGAAAGCAAAUGCACCAUGGUUACUUGACGCUAUAGUUUGCGUGCUACUUGACUUACUGAAAUUUAAUACAGAUCAUUGCCCAAUUUGCAUACUAUAAGCUCAGGCAGAGAUGAGCAUGAGAACUUGAAUGACAAAAAGCUCCACGUAUGAGUCGUAUGUAUAUUAAAGAGGCAGCGCGUGUAUUUGUAGUGAAUUGAUUUGAUAUAGAGAGCGGUAAGUGUCGCUUUUCGGCAUUUUGUAUCUCGAUGUAGAGAAAAGUGCUUACAUUGUACUAACAUCAACAGCCGGAUAUUUAAUGUUGGGGUUUUAUGAGUUAAGCCAUUUAGUUA